Myripristis murdjan (pinecone soldierfish) is the source of this 8888-nucleotide messenger RNA. Its product is annotated as dedicator of cytokinesis protein 3-like. NCBI's taxonomy places the organism in Eukaryota, Metazoa, Chordata, Actinopteri, Holocentriformes, Holocentridae. The coding region runs from base 244 to 6489 and encodes 2081 amino acids. The transcript has 54 exons. Gene Ontology annotation, cellular component: cytoplasm; plasma membrane. The record is from RefSeq and is a predicted model, not a curated record. Gene Ontology annotation, biological process: small GTPase-mediated signal transduction. Gene Ontology annotation, molecular function: small GTPase binding; guanyl-nucleotide exchange factor activity.
UAGGUGGACACGGAGACUGCAUCAGACUGGAGAGACACGCCGGGACAUAAUAGAGCCGCGAUAUAAAGGCAUUGAUGGUCGUUUCUCCCUCACAAACGUCAGGAUACUGAUUCCGGUCGAGACAUGCAGUCCGAUGUGUAAGGAGCCAGGAUAAUUUCUAGCCCUCAGCUCUCAUUUUCAGCAGCAUCUUCCCACGAUAUCGACAUAAUGUGGCUUGCUCUAACGGAGGGAAAAUAACCAAAUAUGUGGAUACCUACAGAAGAGGAGAAAAUCGGAGUUGUGAUCUGCAACUUCCGGUCGUCAGUAUGUCAGGCCCUGGUCCUGGAGAUUGGGGAAACUGUACAGAUCUUGGAGAAGAGUGAAGGUUGGUACCGAGGCUUUUCCACCAAGAAGCCUUCCAUCAAGGGAAUCUUCCCAACCACCUAUGUCCACUUGAAGAAAUCCACAGUGACCAACAGAGGGCUCUGUGAAACGGUGGUGCCCCUGGAGGACCCUAUAAUCACCGAGACCACCUCUACACUGCAGGAAUGGGGUGUCUUGUGGAAACAGCUCUACGUGAAACACAAGGUGGAUUUGUUCCACAAACUGCGUCAUGUGAUGAAUGAGCUCAUCGACCUGCGUCGGCAGCUGAUCCAGGGUCACCUCGCCCAGGACCAGACCCGUGAGAUCAAACGACACAUCACCGUACGGCUUGACUGGGGCAACGAGCACCUUGGCUUAGACCUUGUUCCAAGAAAAGAGUUUGAGAUGGUGGAUCCAGAUCAGAUCAGCGUAUCUGAACUAUACAAAAUGCAUGUAUCCAGCAGACACUGUGGCCAGCAAAGCACAAACCAGGGCGACAGCAUGCGACAGCGCCACGGUGACGGUUGCCGUGUCCCCGUGUCACACCACCUCUUCAUCAACCUGAAGAGCUUUACUUACAACAGCAUCAGCGAGGACGCCGACGUCUUCUUCUCUCUGUACGACACGCGCGAGGCCAAGCAGAUCAGUGAGAAGUUCAUGGUGAGACUGAACAAAAAUGGAGGACCAAAGAAUCCAGAGAAGGUUGACCGCCUGUGUGCUCUUUUCACGGACCUGAGCAGUAAAGACUUGAAGAGAGACCUGUACAUUGUGGCACAUGUCAUAAGAACCGGUCGUAUGCUGCUGAACGACUCAAAGAAAGGUCCGCCCCACGUGCAGUACAGACGACCAUACGGUUGUGCUGUUCUCGCCAUGAGUGAUGUUUUCCACACCAUCACAGACCUCAAAGAAGAGAAGGACUUUGUGCUUAAAGUUUACACAUGUAACAACGAGAACGAGUGGUAUCAGAUACACGAGAACAUCAUCCGGAAGUCCAACACCAAGUACUCAGCUCCCAGCACCAACUAUGGCCUCAUCAUUUCCUUGCAGCUGCUUCGGGGUGAGCUGGAGCAGAUCAGACGGGAGAACCAGGCGGUGUUCAGCAGGGCCCUGGCACUCACACGCAAACUGGGUUUCCCAGAUGUCAUUCUGCCAGGUGACACCCGUAACGACCUGUAUCUCACCCUGGAGCGAGGGGAGUUCGAAAGAGGGGGCAAGAGCGUCCAGAAGAACAUCGAAGUCACUGUUUAUGUACUGUAUGCCGACGGGGACACACUCAAAGACUGCAUCAGUCUGGGCAGCGGGGAGCCAAACACCAGUGAGUAUCGCUCCUUCGUCCUUUACCACAACAACAGCCCUCGCUGGAGUGAGAUGGUCAAGCUGCCCAUCCCGAUAGACCGCUUCAGAGGGUCCCACCUACGCUUCGAGUUCAGACACUGCUCCACUAAAGACAAAGGGGAGAAGAAGCUUUUUGGUUUCGCCUUCACCCCUCUGAUGAGAGAAGACGGGACCACGCUGUCGGAUGAGAGCCAUGAGCUGUAUGUCUACAAGUGUGAUGAAAACGCCACCUUCAGUAACCAAGGCCUGUACCUGAGCAUGCCCUGCUGCAAGGAGGACUUCAACAGCUGCCCCAACCUGCCGGCCAACCUGCCCUUCCAGAGGAGCCCCAAGGAGACCUUCUGGGUGUCCACGUUGCUGUGCUCCACCAAGCUCACCCAGAACGUGGACCUCCUGGCGCUCCUGAACUGGAAGGCCCAUCCGGACCGGGUGCUGGAUAUCCUCGGUCGGCUCCGUCAGAUCAGUGGAGAGGAGAUCGUCAAGUUCCUGCGAGAUGUCCUGGAUACGCUUUUUUGUCUCUUAGAUGACAACACCGAUAAAUACGGACCGCUCGUUUUCCAGUCACUGGUAUUCAUCAUUAACCUGCUCAGGGACAGUCGCUUCUACCACUUCAGACCUGUCAUGGACUCCUACAUUCAAAACCACUUUGCAGGAGCUCUGGCUUACAAAGAACUGAUCCGCUGUCUAAAGUGGUACAUGGACCGAUCUGCUGAGGUUGUCAGACAGGACCACAUCCAAGAGGCCAUGAGGGCUCUGGAGUACCUGUUCAAGUUCAUUGUCCAGUCCCGCAUCCUGUACUCACGAGCCACCUGCGGGAUGGAGGAGGAGCAGUUCCGGGCAAGCAUCCAAGAGCUCUUCCAGUCCAUCCGCUUCGUCCUGAGCCUGGACAGCCGCAGCUCUGAGACCUUGGUCUUCACGCAGGCAGCGCUGUUGAACAGUUUUCCUGACAUCUUUGAUGAGCUGCUACAGAUGUUCACCGUUCAGGAGGUAGCUGAGUAUGUCAGGGGCACCUUAGGGAGCAUGCCCAGCACGGUGGACAUCGGCCAGUCUAUGGAUGUAGUCAAACUGCAAUCCAUUGCCCGCACAGUUGAGAGUCGCCUCUUCUUUUUCCCAGAGUCUCGUAGUAUUUUGCUGCCAGUGGUACUGCAUCACAUCCACCUGCAUCUGCGUCAGCAGAGGGAGCUGCUGAUCUGCUCUGGGAUCCUGGGCAGCAUCUUCUCCAUCAUCAAGACGAGCUCUAUGGAGUCUUCGGUUCAGGAGGAGGUGGAGAUGAUGGUGGAGAGCCUGCUGGAUGUGCUGCUGCAGACUCUGCUGUCCAUCAUGAGCAAGUCUCAGUCCGUGGAGACUUCCAGAGGACAGCGCUGUCCCCAGUGCACCGCAGAGAUAACGGGGGAGUACGUUUCCUGUCUUCUCUCUCUGCUCAGACAGAUGACAGAGAUCCACUUUCACCACCUACUCAACAACUUCCAUAGCAAGGAGGAGCUCAAGGAGUUCCUGUUGAAGAUCUUUUGCGUGUUCCGCAAUCUGAUGAAACUGACUAUCUUCCCCCGGGACUGGAGUGUCAUGAGGCUUCUGACUAGUCAUAUCAUCGUAGUGACAACACAGUUUCUGUCUCCGGCGUUGCACAAGAACUUCUCUGAGGCGGAUUUUGAUUUCAAGGUGUGGAACUCAUUCUUCAGUCUCACAGUGCUGUACAUCAACCAGCCCAGUCUGCAGCUUGAGCCUCUCAGCCAAGCCAAGAGGAAGAAAGUCCUUGACAAGUAUGGAGAUAUGAGAGUGAUGAUGGCCUAUGAGCUCUUCAGCAUGUGGCAAAAACUGGGUGACAACAAGCCCCACUUCAUCCCGGGAAUGAUGGGCCCCUUCCUGGGAGUAACGCUGGUGCCUCAGAUCGAGGUGCGAAAUAUCAUGAUUCCAAUUUUCCACGACAUGAUGGACUGGGAGCAGAGGAAAAAUGGCAACUUCAAACAGGUGGAAGCCGAGCUGAUGGAUAAACUGGACAGCAUGGUGUCUGAUGGGAAAGGAGAUGAUAAUCACAGAGAGCUCUUCAGCCUGUUAACCCAGCUGUUUGGCCCUUACCCAAGCCUCCUGGAGAAGAUAGAACAGGAGACCUGGAGGGAGACGGGUAUCUCGUUUGUCACGUCGGUCACAAGACUCAUGGAGCGAUUACUAGAUUACAGGGACUGUAUGAAAGGAGAUGAGAUGGAGAACAAGAAAAUUGGAGGCUCUGUCAACCUCAUGAACUUCUACAAGUCAGAGGUAAACAAGGAGGACAUGUACAUCCGCUACAUCCACAAACUGUGUGACCUGCAUCUUCAGGCAGAGGACUUCACAGAGGCGGCGUUCACCUUGCUGCUGUACUGGGAGCUGCUGCAGUGGGAGGACCGGCCCCUCAGGGACUUCCUCCACUACCCGUCUCAGAGCGAGUGGCAACGCAAAGAAAACCUCAGCCGUAAGAUCCUCCACUACUUCAACAAGGGCAAGUGUUGGGAAUAUGGAAUUUCGCUCUGCCGGGAGCUGGCUUUCCAGUAUGAGACUUUAUAUGAUUAUCAGAGCCUCAGCUGGAUACGGAAAAUGGAGGCGGCAUACUAUGACAACAUCAUCGAGCAGCAGAGGAUCGAACCUGAAUUCUUCCGAAUGGGCUUCUACGGAAGGAAGUUUCCCUUCUUCCUCAGGAACAAGGAGUUUGUUUGUCGUGGUUAUGACUAUGAGCGGCUAGAGGACUUCCAGCAGAGGAUGCUGGGAGAAUUUCCACAGGCCAUCGCCAUGCAGCAUCCCAACCAACCAGACGACACCAUCCUGCAGAGUGAUGCUCAGUACCUGCAGAUCUAUGCUGUGACUCCAGUGUCAGACAUUUCUGAUGUGCCUCAGCUGGAGCGUGUGCCUGAGAGGAUCAAGAGCUUCUACCGCAUUAACAAUGUCAACCGCUUCCACUAUGACAGGCCCUUCCACAAGGGACCCAAGGACAGAGAGAACGAGUUCAGGAGCCUGUGGAUAGAGAGAACCACCCUGAUCCUGUCCCGGCCUCUCCCUGGGAUCUCCCGCUGGGCCGAAGUGGAGAGGAGAGAAGUGGUGGAGGUGAGCCCUCUGGAGAACGCCAUUUAUGUGGUGGAAAAUAAGACCCAGGAGCUACGGACGCUGAUCAGCCAGUACCAACACAGACAGCAUCAUGGCAACAUCAACCCCCUCAGCAUGUGCCUCAAUGGGGUCAUAGAUGCUGCUGUGAAUGGAGGCAUUGCCAGAUACCAGGAGGCUUUCUUUGAUAAGGACUACAUCAACAGCCACCCAGAGGAUACAGAGAGGGUCACACAGCUGAAGGACCUCAUGCAGGAGCAGGUGCACAUUCUAGGGGUGGGCCUGGCCGUUCACGAGAAGCUGGUGCACCCAGAAAUGCGCCCCUUGCACAAAAAGCUUGUAGACCAGUUCCACAUGAUGAGGACAGGUUUACACCAUGGUCUGCCGGGUGUGGACCGAUUUGGCCCUGCAAGCUGCCCAGGUGUCAGCUCUCCCAGAGGCAUCCUGACCUCCCACAGCCACAUGAGCCCUGAGAGUGUGCGCCUUAUACACAGACACAGCCCUCUGAACCUGCAGGGUUCGAUCCGUCACUCGUCCUCCUCCCUGUCCUCCCACACGUCCAGUGAGGCAGGAAACUUGGUUAUAAUGACCGAUGGCCUGAUGGGGGAGCACCCUGAGGAAGCAGUGCACAUGCAGCCAAGCCCCUCCUCCUCCAGCCUGAGCUCUAUUCGCUCUAACUCUUCCCAGAUUAUCAACUCUGCUCCCUCGAGUGCCAGAGGCUCUCCGUCCUUGCCAGAUAAGGCCAAACACAACAGGGAAGUGAUGAUAUUGUUGCCGCCUCACCGUGAGAGACCCAACAACUCAAUGUACUACCCCAUGGCUGAGAAUGGACAGAACAACCACAUGCAGCGUGCCUUACUUCAGCAAGUUAGCCCCUGUAAGCCGUGUGCUGAUGCCCACAUGAAUCUACCAGAGAAAGUGUUCCCCAAUGCUCCGAGCAGCUGGAGUCUGGACGGAGAGAACAGGGAGCCGGUGUCCUACAUGCCCGGCUCUACUGGAGGGGUAAUCAUGCCCCCCGUCCCACCCAGGUCCUUCCCACCAGGCCACUUCCUGAUGCACUUUGACGCAUUUCAUCACCAGAACAGUGACCCGCCCCCUGCUCUGCCUGUCCGCUCCCUCCGAAAGUCUCCUCUCCACCCCAUCCCCGGCUCCCCCACCAGUCCUCAGUCAGCUUUAGGAGGCAGUAACUCCACUCUGUCAGGUAGUGCCAGCAGUGGUGUGUCCUCUUUGAGUGAGAGUAAUUUUGGAGGCCAGUACCCAGACACUGGCCCUAUCAGGAACGAUGCCUUGGAACCUCUUCCCAGUCACCUGUGGUCCCCUCCUGACGAAUACCUGGCCUCCCCCUACCUGCACAUCCACUACAGCGGACCUGAACUCGACUCCAUGGACCCGGUCCGCCCCUUCCACUACCGCAGUCCCGCCUCGCACCCGCACACACACCCUCACCCUCAUAGUCACACUCACUCCCAUCCCGGGCUGGACAGCCACUCCCACGGGCCGCCGCCUCACCACCAUGCACCCGUUCACGGGCCCCACCACAUCCCCUACCGCCGGCCCCAGCCUCCAGCCGUGCCGCCCAAGCCCUACCUGAGGGAGGGCUGCAUCCCCGAAGAGGAGCUGCCACCCCAGCCCAUCCCGCUGCCCCGGAGGAUCUUCCAUUCCCCCCAUAGCCACAGAGAGGAGCAGGUGAAGCACACCUGGGAGCAGUGCAUCAGCGAGGAGCACGAGGAGGCACAGUGAUGAGGAUUCUUUAGCUGUGUUUUUAGGGGUUUCUCCGCCUUGUCUUCUUCCCUUCAUUUGCACUGAUUUAAAGGAGCAGUAAUACAGGGAUCCUUGCGUAACGCAAUGGUGAAUGUUCAGUUUACUCACUGUCUGUGUUCGUUUCAGUGCAGAUGAAGGAAAGGAAAGAAGGAGUAAAUCUCAACUUGACUUUGAGGCACAACUGCCGUCACUGUGCUCCAUAUGGCCUCUUAGACACUAAUAAGGGAAUAUUAUCAGUUGAACAAUAAGACAGAUAACGUUAACUUUGUUCAAAAAUUGAUAUUGAUUGUACACAAUUGUACAACUAGUCUGUGAGCAUGUUUUUUUCAUUUGAGAAUAAUAUGACAACAGUUUUGUGAAACGUAACAACCAUGAUCAACAUGAUCCCAGGUACAGUAUAAGCUCUGAGCUCCCUUAAUUUUGCUUCUUCAUUUUCACAAUACAAGGCAACUACAGAAGGUUAUACUCACAGUGAAGUGACUUCUAUGCUUUAAAGGCUUCAUAUAUAUGAAUUAUUAUUUUGAUAAAUUUGCUACAUUAUAGUGUUUUCAAAGGCUGUGUUCAUUCUGUUUUUAAAACACUGUUAAGUGCUCCUUAAUAGUGAAUCAUAUCAAAUGGCACACUUAUAAGUGAUGCUGCCGGGCUGUCAUGGAUUGCAGGUCUCUAGAUUCAGACUUGCACCUCUCCUCUUGAACUGGCAUCUUAAGGGACACAAACUCCAGUCAGUGAUGAUUCCCCAUCCGUACCAUACGUAUGGAAACCUAACGUGAAUGUAUUCAAAUGAGAUGUUCUAUUUGUAUUACACAAGUUGCAAUUCUCUCUUUUUUUUUUUUUUUUUUUUUUUUUUUUUUUGUUGAAGUGCUUUUAAGUUAAGUCAACGUUGGAGUCUUUCUUCGUCUCUUUUUUCGUGUGACCAAGAUAUCUCUCGAGUGGAGCGAGAGCGUUCGGCAGACUGAGAGGACUGCGGAAUGAAAACUAAGGACAACGGCAGACAGCCUAUGAUAGUCAUGUCCUAAACUUAGCAUGUUUGAUGUUCAUUGUGAAUCAAGACGGGAUGGAUGGAAUGAGGACUCUCCAAAACACACCUUGAACACCUACUGGACACUGAAAACAGAACUAAUGCCAGUACUACUCUCUCUCUCUCUCUCUCUCUCUCUCUCUCUCUCUCCUUCUCUCUCUGUCUCUGUCUCUCGAUGGUUGUCAGACCAUGUUAAGCAGUGAGGACUGAACUUUGAACCUGGACAGCUGCAGUGGCAUUGCUUGCAUCUGAUGACACUGUCUACCCACUGAGUGGCCCGUCUAACCCCACUCAGCCAGCGUUAGAAUCGCCUUCCUGCCUUAAGUGCACUCAAAUGCAGUACGACCUCUCACCCGGACACCUCAGCUGACUGUGAGAAGCUCAUGGAGUGACAGCAGUGCUCCUUUUCAUCCUGUUCUCUAUAUGCUCCCUGAAGGAAUGAGAUAUCUACCUAGUGAUGUUUUUGUAUGGUUUCGUCCCGCUUUGGUUUCAGAUUGUUGUUUGGUUUGUAGCGCUAUAUUUCUUAUUCUGCCUGCAGCUCUUCUCAAUCAUGUUCUGUUGUGUGAAAAAUAACAAUUUGCCGAAGCUUGGACUGAAUAAGACGUUUACUUUCUGUGGACUGGAGGAACAGCGCUGUUUAUUGAGGUGUAUCACUCAGCAGGUUGGAAGGUUACAGCUAAUAUUUUAACAGACUUGUUUUUCCUAGUUGCUUUUUGCAGGUGGGUGCUUUGUGUUAUUGUACAUCAGGUUGUCAGCUGACUAGACAACAUCUAUUUUUGUAUGUGAAAUCAUCAGUUGUGCGAACAUAUUUCAAACCCGUACCAAGACAGAAGGCACAGGGUACUGCAUGAGCUACUGUACUUUGUAUGGAGACAAAAACCUGAGGGCAGAUGCAAAUGUGGGUAUCUAUUGUGAGCGUGAUGGCGUUGAAGAUAAUUGAGUGAGUGGAGUGAUACUCACAUAAACUAUAGGUACAAUAGAAUUUUUCAAUGUAAAUUCUGUUACUGUACAUACAGCAGUAUUGUGAAAUAUUUUUGAGAAUUAUUGCAGACCCCUCAAAAGAGUUUAUUGUUGUUUUGUGUAUAUACAUGUACUCCAGAAAUCGAUGUAAUUGAUAAAUAUCUAUAAUCAAUGUUUGAAAAAGGACAAAUCCAUUAGACUGUGGCCGUCUGCACCGUUCUUGACUUUGAGUCUUCUCAUAUAAAUACUUUAUACACUUUUCAAUGUGCUUUCCUGUACAUAUGGUGUUAGCAUGAUCAAACAGUGUUUGGUUGUAAAAGUGGUUUUCCUACUCCCAUAACUGCUGUGGUAUGGACUUCAUUAACAAUGCCAAACAUUAAAGACAAUCUUUUAUCAGCUC